AUGCCUCCAGGACUGAGUGAAACACUCACAAGUUCUGAGACGGUCGCGCUGGAGCCGAAGGAACACACUGGGAGGACGCUCAUUCUCUGUUUUGACGGAACCUCAAAUUGUUAUGAUCAAAAGAAUACUAAUGCUAUGCGACUUUUCACGUGCUUUGAGAAAGGAGAGCCUCAACAGCUUGUGUAUUACCAGACUGGAGUUGGCACGACUACGAAAUCACGCCUUCCGACACGGUUCGGCACAUGGUUUUCGAAGAUGAUCGACCAGGCCUUGGCGUGGCACCUUCGGGACAAUAUUUCCCGCGGUUAUAACUUCUUGCAAAUGAAUUGGCGCCCAGGGGAUAAAAUUUGCAUUUUCGGAUUCUCGAGAGGCGCAUACAUUGCCCGGGCUCUUGCUGGCAUGAUUCAGACAGUUGGCUUGCUUCCCGAAACAGUUCCGGAACAAGUGGAAUUUGCCUACGAAAUUUAUAGGACCCUCGGUCGUAAAUUUACAAUGUCCCAUCUAAGCCAUGAUUACAAACGGGACCUCUCUCGUCACGUCACGGUUGAUUUUCUUGGGGUUUGGGAUACCGUUACUUCGGUGGGGCUGCUCUUCCCACAAACACUGCCCUUCUCGCAGACGUCGGGAUCUUUCAAGGUAUUCCGUCAAGCAUUUGCCUUAGAUGAGCGAAGGAUGAAAUAUGCACCUUCACCUUACGCCCUACCAGUUGCAGAACAGACACUGGAGAACGGCUCCUGGAAGACAACUCAAGGUGGCAUUAGACUUGCCUCACCGAACUUCUCCCAUUGGGACAAUUUUCGUCAUUGGCACCUGGGCUUGCUCGGAUUCGCCGUUGACAUACUGAUGACACCCACCCACCUCUUUAUUGGGUGGCUGCCACUGGCGCUUCAGGGACUGAGAAGGGAAAUGCUAUUGAACCUAAAAACCGAAAAUAACAAAAGGCUCAUCCCAGCGAAAAGUAUGGUUCCUCAGGGAAGACCUCCUGAUGUCAAAGAGGUAUGGUUUGCUGGUGGACACGGCGAUGUAGGUGGAGGGAACUCAAAAGAUGUUGUCAAGACAAGGAAUCCGCACCCACAACCCCCCACGCUUGGAUAUAUGCCUGCCCUCUCAAAUAUUCCUCUACGAUGGAUGAUCCGUGAACUAUACGAGGCCGAUCAGAGGUAUAAUUUGAAUAUUCGAUGGAGGCCGGUCCAGCUAGCACGAUAUGGAAUUUAUUUGCCACCCCUUCCCCUUACUAAUGAUCCCCCCAACAAUAUAUCCUCAUCAUCGACAUUGACCAUCGGGAAUCGGGUCAUUGAGCCUUAUCCUAGCCUUGAAACAUACCCUCCGCAAAUCGUUCACUAUGAGUCUACACCGGAUAUAGACGAGGCACGAGAGAACGAUCGGCGGCGCGCAAAAUUCACUCGGUGCCUUUUGUACAAGUCUGAUGUCUUGAUCGACCUUGACUACCAUGAAGCGGAUCUGGCGGCCCCAAUGACCGACCGAAUCUGGAUGUGGGAGCAGAUAUGGAAGUAUGAUGGGAUGCAAGAAUGGGAGAAUAGAUUCCCAUCUGCGAAGCAGGCAAUGGAAUGGAUUGGACAUAGUUCACAUAUAUUCGCUAGUAUGGUACUCUGGUGGUUCCUUGAGUUUUGGCCUUAUGUUAAGAUGGUUCGAAGCGGGGGUAAAUUUAGAUGGCAAACCAAAUUCGAGUAA
Cantharellus anzutake is the source of this 1692-nucleotide messenger RNA. RefSeq lists its product as uncharacterized. Lineage: Eukaryota; Fungi; Basidiomycota; Agaricomycetes; Cantharellales; Hydnaceae. The coding region runs from base 1 to 1692 and encodes 563 amino acids. The transcript has 8 exons. The record is from RefSeq and is a predicted model, not a curated record.